Molecule: messenger RNA, 1704 nt
Organism: Penicillium verhagenii
Lineage: Eukaryota; Fungi; Ascomycota; Eurotiomycetes; Eurotiales; Aspergillaceae
Product: putative arginine transporter
Exons: 2
Coding region: 1-1704 (567 amino acids)
Biological process (GO): amino acid transmembrane transport
Cellular component (GO): membrane
Molecular function (GO): amino acid transmembrane transporter activity
Source: RefSeq, a predicted model, not a curated record
AUGGCCUCUGGCAAGGUCUGGAGUGCGCCGUGGUCUGAGAAGGGAAAGAUGGAGACCGAAACUCCCAUCACAUCGUCACAGGUCCCCGAGACCGAGUAUGACCACGACUAUGAGAAGCAUGGCGCCAAUCGGGACUCCAACCCCAUGCCCGAUUUGAAACGAAAGCUGAAGAGCAGACACUUGCAGAUGAUCGCCAUUGGUGGAACAAUUGGAACCGGUCUCUUCAUUGGUAGCGGUACUGCCAUCGCAAAUGGUGGCCCUGUGGGCGCCCUCAUCGCAUAUAUUUUCGUCGGAACCAUCGUCUACUCAGUCAUGACCUCCCUAGGAGAAAUCGCUACAUACCUUCCCAUUCCCGGCGCCUUUACCGCGUAUGCCACCCGAUUUGUCGAUCCUAGUCUGGGUUUUGCCAUGGGCUGGAUCUAUUGGUUCUCUUGGGCCUCGACCUUCGCUCUCGAACUCACGGCCACCGGCCUGAUCAUUCAAUUCUGGGAUAGCAACAUUCCUAUCGCCAUCUUUAUUGCCAUCUUCUGGGUCCUGAUCCUUGCUUUCAACAUGCUACCCGUUAGCUUCUAUGGUGAACUUGAGUUCUGGUUCUCCAGUAUCAAGGUUCUGACCGUUGUUGGUUUCAUGAUCUUCGCUAUUUGUGUGGAUGCUGGUGUUGGAACUCAGGGAUACCUUGGUUUCCGGUACUGGGUUCACCCUGGUCCCUUUGUCGCUUACGAGGUGGCGGAUAUUGGUGGUAAUGAACCCUUGGCGAAGUUUAUCGGCUUCUGGUCCGUUAUGAUCCAGGCCGGAUUUUCCUACCAGGGUACUGAGCUGGUCGGUAUUGCCGCUGGUGAGACCGAAAACCCUCGCAAGACCGUUCCCUCAGCGAUCCGUAAGACUUUCUAUCGGAUUGUCUUCUUUUUCGUCCUGACCAUCUUCUUUAUUGGAAUCGUUGUGCCUUCUGAUAACUCUGGUCUUCUGGCUAGUGAAGGUAGUGGAGCCUCUGCCAGUAACGCUAACGCCUCGCCAUUCGUGAUUGCGGCCAAACUUGCUGGAAUCAAGGCGCUCCCCAGUAUUAUCAACGCUGUUCUGCUCACAGUGGUGCUCUCAGCGGCCAAUUCGAAUGUCUAUAGCGGUAGCCGUAUCGUGGUUGGUUUGGCACAGGAGGGUUUCGCCCCACGCUUCUUUAAGAAGACCACUAAGAACGGUGUUCCAUAUUAUGCAGUUGGAUUCACCGGUCUCUUUGGACUCCUGGGUUUCCUGAACGUGUCUGAUGCGGGCUCGACCGUGUUUGACUGGUUGCUUCAGAUCGCUGGUGUGGCUGGCUUCAUCACCUGGGCAUCCCUGAACAUUUGUCAUCUUGCCUUCAUGCGAGCGCUCAAGGCGCGCAACACCUCCCGUGAUGUCCUGCCGUACAAGGCUAUGUGGCAGCCAUGGUAUUCGUGGUAUGGAUUGUUCUUCAACGUUCUGAUCAUCCUCACCCAGGGCUUCACCGCCUUCAUUCCAAACUUCCAAGUCAAGGAGUUCUUUAUCGAUUAUCUCAGCUUGAUCCUAUUUGUGGUGCUAUACCUAGGCCACAAGAUCAUCUACCGCACCUCGUUUGUCAAGCCGAUUGAGGCUGAUUUGGACACGGGCCGAAACAGCUGUGAUAACGAGACUUGGGAAACGAGCGAGCCGACCACUUGGUAUGGUAAGGUGGGGCUCUGGAUCAGUGGAUAA